AUGGCAAAAGUAUCAGCUUCUGAGGGUUUGACCCCGCAAGCCAUGGACAUGGGUGAAAGUGGUGAUAGGGAGAGUUCACAUGUAGGGGUACGGUUGAAAAAAGAGUUAAGUUUAAUGAACGGUGUCGCGAUUAUUGUGGGAGUCAUCGUGGGGUCUGGCAUCUUCGUGUCCCCCAGUCUGGCCUUGAAAUACGCGGGCUCAAAAGGCAUGGCACUCAUAGUGUGGGUCCUGUCCGGAUUCCUUUCAAUGAUAGGAGCAUUAUGUUAUGCCGAAUUGGGUACAAUGAUUCCAAAAUCAGGGGGAGAUUACGCAUACAUCGGGGAGGCGUUUGGAGAUCUUCCAGCAUUCCUCUACUUAUGGGUGGCACUGUUUAUCCUAGUGCCGACUGGCAACGCCAUCACAGCACUCACCUUUGCUCAGAACAUACUUAAGCCUUUAUGGCCAGUUUGCGAACCACCUGCAGAUGCUGUGAGCUUGAUCGCUGCUGUUAUUACAUGUUUCUUGACUGCGCUUAAUUGUUUUAACGUGAAAUGGGUUACACGGAUACAAGAUUCAUUUACAGCAGCGAAGAUAUUAGCGUUGCUCGUAACAUUCUUCGCCAGCUUAUGGUACUUAUUCUCUGGACACACCGAGAACCUUGAAUCCAUGAUGGAGGGAACAAUUACUGAACCAGGAAAUAUUGCUAUAGCAUUUUAUACUGGAUUGUUCUCGUAUUCUGGUUGGAACUAUUUAAAUUUUGUCACAGAGGAACUUAAAGAUCCUUACAAAAAUCUCCCUCGCGCCAUCUGCAUUUCAAUGCCCGUGGUGACACUUGUCUACGCAUUAACCAACGUAGCAUAUUUCGCAGUACUUACAAAUACUGAGAUACUCUCCUCAGAGGCGGUGGCUGUGACUUUUAGUGAAAAGAUACUCAGUGUAGUAUCCUGGAUCAUGCCUCUCUUCGUUGCACUUUGUACAUUCGGUUCCCUCAAUGGAGCAAUCUAUGCUUCAUCCAGGUUAUUCUUCGUUGGAGCCAGGAACGGACAUUUGCCUUUAGCCAUUUCUCUAAUUGACAUAAAACGUCUUACACCAGUGCCUUCUCUUAUUUUUAUGUGUAUCGUGACACUAGUACUCUUGAUGUCAAACAACGUUGAAUCUCUCAUUGUGUACGUGACAGCGGUGGAAGCGUUGUUCAUAUUAUGCUCAGUGUCUGGACUCCUAUGGUUGCGGUACACCCGCGCCGACCUUCAACGACCGAUCCGCGUUAACAUCUUGUUACCAAUAACAUUCCUUAUUAUUUGCACAUUCCUCGUAGUAUUUUCGUGUUUCACUCACCCUAUGGAGGUCGGAAUUGGUAUCGCGUUCAUAGCUCUCGGCGUUCCAGUGUUUUGCGUCUUCAUUAUGUGGAAAAAUAAACCGUACUGGAUGCAAAACGCGUGCAACAGUUUUAACGUUUUCUGCUCAAAAAUGUUCGUUUGUCUACCAGAAGACUCGAAAGAUUUAUGAUUGAUACUUUUUGUUAUGAUCUGACAUGCUUUUGCAUUUAACGCUAUUAAUGAGUGUGUGCUUUAAGUUUAUGUAUUUAAGUUUUGAUCUGUUUAGUCAAUUAUCAUAAGCUUGAAUGAUUCCUGUUAAAUUUAAAUUAAGUUUAUAUUAAACUUUAAAAUUAUAAUAAAAUUAUUAUACACA
Melitaea cinxia (Glanville fritillary) is the source of this 1668-nucleotide messenger RNA. RefSeq names its product large neutral amino acids transporter small subunit 1 (gene mnd). The record is from RefSeq and is a predicted model, not a curated record. Gene Ontology annotation, biological process: amino acid transmembrane transport. The transcript is spliced from 5 exons. Bases 1 to 1485 code for a protein of 494 amino acids. NCBI's taxonomy places the organism in Eukaryota, Metazoa, Arthropoda, Insecta, Lepidoptera, Nymphalidae. Gene Ontology annotation, cellular component: membrane. Gene Ontology annotation, molecular function: L-amino acid transmembrane transporter activity.